CUAUUAUCAAGACUCAUCACUAUUUGAUCACGACGCCCCAACCAAUGGUUGUCAUGCAAAAUCCUUUCGAUGUUUUUUGUGAAACAACAUUUAGAACACACGAAUAGGAUUCGAAAUGGAAGUCGAUCAUUAGGAUACUAAUUAAUUUUAGUGUUUGUUGUCAAGAGAUUAUUACAAUGGCUUUCAUACACCCUUUGCAGUAAGUGAGAAAAUCCAAAAUGACUGACCGUACGAUAGCGUCUCGUCCCAGUCUAGAACAAGUGACUGCUAUAGUGGAUUUUAUGGAAAAGCACCCUGCCCUGGCAUUGGGCCAGUUGAGAGGUUUGGAAGGACGGGAUGAGAGCAAGAAACUGUGGCUAAAAUUAACACGGAUAGUAAACAAUAUUAAUGGACCUACAAGACCUAUGAAAUCUUGGAUUAAGUACUGGGCUGAUAAGAAGUCCACAGUGAGAUCAAAAGUACAGGGUUGUGGAGGAGAUCCAGACAGCUUGUGUUCCAACAUUGAGAAGAAGAUUUGGGAUCUAUUUUUAGCCAACGAUAAUACAAAAGGCCGUGGAGCAGUCAAGCAAGAAUCUCAUUAUAUGGAAGACAGCUUCUUUAACGAAGACAGUAUGGACCAGAAUCAUGUUGAGACAGAACCUGUGUUGGCCUUCGAAGAGCCCGCAGCUGACAUGGAGGAGAGACAUGUGGCAUUGAUGGAGAAACUGGUGAAGGUAAUGAACGAUCAAGCUGCGGCGAUGACGCAGCUCGCCCACGCGUCUCAUGUUAACGCUCAAGCUAUGGAGCGUCUAGCUGAAUCGUCCCAUAUACAGGCACGGGCGAUAGAUCGUCUAGCAAACACGUUCGAUACCAUGAGUGCGGCCACGCACGACGUACGUAAUGCCAUCGUGGACAUCGACGCUACCAUGAAACGAUUCUACUCUGCCGCGGGCUCGUAGCAUCCGCAUCAUUAUCUGCCGCUCUGAGGGAUAUCAUUCACGGUGCUACCAGUGUGGCGUGACGUCGACCUUACUGUGAAACAAAUCUACUGGUAGCACACGCAUCAUUACCCGCCGCUCUGAGGGAUAUCAUUCAUGGUGCUACCAGGGUGGCGUGACGUCGACCUCACUGUGAAACAAAUCUACUGGUAGCACACGCAUCAUUACCCGCCGCUCUGAGGGAUAUCAUUCACGGUGCUACCAGGGUGGCGUGACGUCGACCUCACUGUGAAACAAAUCUACUGGUAGCACACGCAUCAUUACCUGCCGCUCUGAGGGCUACUACUCAUAGUGCAACCAGACUACUAUUAUACAUUAACGUCAAUUGCGACUAUUGCCGUAUUGUAAUUGAUGAAAUUAAAUGUUACAAAUAGUAAUUACGAGAGGCAACACCAUGAUAGGGUUCCAUGAUGAUGUGUAUACACAACAAGCCUCCACCGUUCUAUAAAGCAAUCUGAUUAGCCAAUGUAAUUUUAGAUUUUGUUUGUGAACAUCAUCAAAAUAUUGCAACUCCGUAUACAUUAUGUUUUUUUCGAUAUUUACUGGUCACGACCAGGGGAUUAGUCCCUUCUCCCAGAGGUCACUAAUGAGAUGACCUUGACAUUUGGUGGUUCUCUCAUUGUCAAGUUGCUGCGUUUUAGCUGCGCUUAGACCAUAAGUAUUAUAGGGUAAAUAAAAAAAAGAAAAUAAGGCCAUAGACAAGUAUUUUAAUUGUAAAUAAAGAUGUAUUAAAUUAUGUUGUGUAUUGUGUAAAAUGAAACAUGAUAUUGCAUAUUUUAA
Molecule: messenger RNA, 1757 nt
Organism: Manduca sexta (tobacco hornworm)
Lineage: Eukaryota; Metazoa; Arthropoda; Insecta; Lepidoptera; Sphingidae
Exons: 6
Coding region: 219-938 (239 amino acids)
Source: RefSeq, a predicted model, not a curated record